Messenger RNA from Colletotrichum siamense, 2634 nucleotides. Its product is annotated as Reticulocyte-binding protein 2-like protein a. NCBI's taxonomy places the organism in Eukaryota, Fungi, Ascomycota, Sordariomycetes, Glomerellales, Glomerellaceae. The coding region runs from base 1 to 2634 and encodes 877 amino acids. The transcript has 2 exons. The record is from RefSeq and is a predicted model, not a curated record.
AUGGACCAAUAUCAUUACGACGACGGACCCUCGUCUUCAUCGGCACCACCACCGCCCUACUCCAUCUCCGCCCCGGGCUCCGGCUCCUUCGCCGGCUCCUUUGACGGGCCCGCCUCGUCAUCCCUUCACCCACCUGCCCCGACAUCAAGCCACAGAGCCUCAGGCGCCACACCGGAGAAGACUUCCCACACCUCAUCCUCCGCCGGCGGCUUCCUCGAUUCGAAACGGCGCCUGGCCGAUCCUAGAUCGUCAUCGGCCCAGUCCCUUGCCCCAUCCCUCGAGGACCGUGACGGCGAUGCCCGCCGGACCUUGCUCAUCAUCUACAUUCAUGGCUUUUACGGCAACGAGUCGUCUUUCAGGUCCUUCCCGGCCCACAUUCACAACUUUCUAAAAGACACUCUCGUCGAGAGCCAUGUCAUUCACUCAAAGAUCUAUCCCCGCUACAAAACUUACAAGGCCAUCGAUGUUGCUCGUGAUAACUUCAGCCAGUGGCUCGAGCCGCAUGAGUCGGACAAAACUGAUGUCAUCCUUGUCGGCCACUCCAUGGGCGGCAUCCUUGCCGGCGAGGUCGCUCUCAUGCCAAAUCGGCAUCCAUAUAGGCGCCAGCCUUUCAAACACCGUAUACUCGGCACCAUCUCACUCGAUUCGCCUUUUCUUGGACUUCAUCCAGGCAUCGUUGUUGCUGGCAUUGCCAGCUUGUUCAGACCAGCCUCGCCGCCGCCGGAAGAGGUCGAUAACCAGCUAGAUGCGUCAAAUGCCCACCUCAGUCCAGGUACUUCAGCCAUGAACAGUCCCAAUCCGUCCAUGCCAAGUUUGGAAUCAACCCCUUCCCUCGACUCGCAGCUUUCUCCUCAAGGAAGCAACGCACCGUCUAUCGCUUCUUCCAGUGGUCCGCCGCAAAGCUCUGACCCGUGGUUCAACCCUCCCUUCUGGAACGACGCCAAGUUCAAAGACCGCCCAUUUAUGAGGCGGAUAGGCCACUUCGCCAAAAAGCAUAGAGCCGAGGGCGUGUGGGAUCCCAUCAAGAACCACCUCAUGUCCCAUCUCGAGUACGGUGGUUGUCUUGCAGACUACAAGGGCUUGAACCAGCGAUACAACAGGCUCCGCGCUUUGGAGGAUAUCGAUCCGCUGCAACAUCUCAAACAGAACAACGGCCAGGGCGCGAACGCAAACCAGCUGCCGCCGUCAGCCAGGGUUCGGUUCAUAAACUACUAUACCCUUAGCUCGGGUAGACCCAAGAAGCCCAAGUCGCCAAAGACGCCAGACUCGCCGAGAUCUCCGGAUCAUGACAUUGCGGGACAGAUGAGCACCCUUGACGUCAAUUCCCAGCUCUCACCACACGGGUCAUCGACACCCAGGAUAUCUGUCGAUAGCUCUGAUGGCGAGCAUUUUGAGAUUAUCAGCUCUAUCGAAGCCGUGGACAGGAAACUAUCAACUCUUCACGAGGAACAGCAGAAACAGUCCAAGAACAAGACGGAUGAUAGCACGGCGGAAAAGAAACCCGGAUCAAAAGGCAAAGAAAAGGAGGUUCCCGAUGAGCAGGCACCCAAGGGCAAGCAAAAGGAGGCAGCCGAUCGAGAGGAAACCGGGGAGCCUUCCAAAGUAGAAGAGAACGAGCCGAUUUCCGGCCAGGCGACACCGGCGGAACCUGUCCAGCCUGAGACGCCAGCAGACUUUGACCUUCCUCCCAUCCCCGACCUCCCUCCACAGCCAACACCACCAGACCUCGACAAGUACACGGAUAAGGACGCCCGCAAGCAAGCCGAAAAGGAGGGCAAGCGCGCGCAGAAGGCCUAUGACCAAGCAGUCAAGAGCCGCGAGAAGGCCAUCAAGGAGCGCCAGAAGCUCGUCGAGAAGCGCCGUAAGAAGGCGGAAAAGGAAGCCCAGAAAGAGGCCCAGCGGGUCGAGAAGGAGGAGCAGAAGAGGCGGCAGCAGGAGGAGCUUGGCCAGGCCAAGUCCCGUGAGGACGCGCUGAGGGCCGUGGAGGCAGCACAGCGACGGGCAGAGGCGGCACAGCGGGAGCUAGAGGCCGCGCAGAGACAAGUGGAGGCGACGCAGAGAGAGACCGACGCCGCGAGGAGACAGCAACCGGCGGUGAAGCCUGAAGCCGCGGAACAGCAACAGAAGGCGGUUGAGAUGUCUGACUCGGAGUCCGAGCCGGAGUCGCCCACCGGUUCCCUUACGCAGGUCGACCCAAGGCCGAUAUCACAAGACGGACCACAAACACCGUUAGCACCCCCGCCGCAACCGAGAGCACCCCCGCCGGCUCUGCCCCCUCGGAUGCCCUCGUCUUCGAGCACGGCCCAGACAGCCCCGGCAUCAUCGUCAGCAUCGCUCGCCCCGACACAAUCCAGGGAUUCAGGGACCUCCUCUCGCGGACCAGCGCCAGCCGGGGCAACCCCUCAACAACCCAAGAAGCAGCGCAAGUUCUGCAUGCUCCCAAGCAAGACAAACGGCCGUCGCGACGAGACGUGGGUACCCGUCUACAUGGAGGGCAUGGACGAGGUCGGCGCCCACUGUGGCCUCUUCGUCCCGGGCCCGCACUAUGAUAGGCUCAUUGGGGACAUGGGCGAGCGCAUCUUGGGGUGGGUGCAGGAAGACAUGACGGCGAGGGCCAUCUGGGAGAUGUCCUAG